Molecule: messenger RNA, 1128 nt
Organism: Penicillium egyptiacum
Lineage: Eukaryota; Fungi; Ascomycota; Eurotiomycetes; Eurotiales; Aspergillaceae
Source: the annotation of a GenBank genome assembly
AUGCCCAGGACAUUGCCCUGGCUUCGCGCCGAGAAUAGCAUCCCUGUGAAAAAAGAGCCAACACCACGAAAGCGCGUGAAGACGGAACCCAGUCCUGAUCACGACCUCACUCCCAAACACCCUCGACCUUCUCCCCCCAGGCGCGAUUUCUUCAGAUCCUCCCAAAGCCCACCGACAUCUCCCAUCAGACGUUGCCCCUCCGAAGAGUUUUUGAUUGAAGGAAUUCAGUACGAUGAUGGCUGGAUCAUGGUCGAAGACGAGUUCUACGCCGUCGCGCAAACAUUUACUCAACAUCUACAUCAUGCGGAGUACCUGCGACGGCGAAAGCAAGUGAAAGCCGAAAAUGCAGCCGGAAUAGGAGACAUUGAGAGGCCUACAGACGGCCGUACACCAUUGCCAAAUGAAGUCGAGCGGAAAAGAGCAGCCGAAGCGCUCAGGGAACGGCAAAAAGCCGGACUAGCGCAGAUAGGGGACGGAGGAGUCGACGGCAAAGAUGAAGACGACGACGAUGAGAGAUUGGCAGGAACACAUCUUCACUGUCUCAUGACGAGCCCACGACAAGUACGAUCCUUGGUGGGAGCUCACGCGCCUAAGUCCUCUACUAGAGCUGCUGCGGGCUUUGGACGGGCACCUACUUUAGGUAGUGGACGAGCCCGGGUGAACAGUAUUGGGAGUGUCACUGCAGCAUCAAGAGCACCAGAAGUUCCAAGCAUUGAACUGGAUGAAGAGACGGCCUCGGGCUCGGAUGACGACGACGACCUUGACCUAGAAACCCAGCCGGUCGUGCUACCGCCGCCAAGAAGAACAAAUACCACUUUACGAAAAAGUCAGGCUCACGAUCAGACAACACCACGAGCCCAGCAAGCAUCUAAAAUACAAAGCACGUCUACGUUAAAACCAAAAGCGAAGCCGGCACAUGAGCGACCCAGUCCAGCGAACGCGUAUAAAUCACGGGUUCAAUCACUUUUUGAUGACCUCGAUGAACUACCAGAGUCAUCUCGGAUAGACCACUCUAUCUCUGACAAGUCCAGGGAAACUCCUGCAAGACAAUCUCCUAUAACUGGCGGAGGGGACAAUUUAGAUGCAAAAAAUUCCCGGCACAAUGAAGUGCCCACCUUCUUGGUUUGA